Molecule: messenger RNA, 1562 nt
Organism: Rosa chinensis
Lineage: Eukaryota; Viridiplantae; Streptophyta; Magnoliopsida; Rosales; Rosaceae
Product: UDP-glycosyltransferase 76F1-like
Exons: 2
Coding region: 50-1408 (452 amino acids)
Molecular function (GO): UDP-glycosyltransferase activity
Source: RefSeq, a predicted model, not a curated record
GAAAGGAGACUCAAACCAGAGCCAAGCAACUACAUUUGCUCAAAUUUUAAUGGAGCAAAUUAAGAAAGGCCAGAGGUUGAUAUUCUUCCCAUUACCGUUUCAAGGCCAUAUAAACCCUAUGCUCGAGCUAGCUAACGUUCUAUACUUCAGAGGCUUCUCCAUAACCAUCAUCCACACCAACUUCAACUCUCUCAACCCUUCAACCCAUCCUCACUUCACCUUCCAUUCAAUCCCUGAUGGCCUAUCUGAAACUGAAACCUCCACAAACAAUCCCCUCCUCCUUCUUUCUUGUCUAAAUGCGCACUGCUGUGAUCCAUUCCGAAACUGCCUGGCUAACUUGUUAUCUGAUGAUGGUUCAGAGGAGCCUAUUGCUUGCUUAAUCACUGACCCUCUCUUUGACUUCACUCGAUCUGUUGCUAAGAGCCUUAAACUUCCAAGGAUGCUGCUAAGAACAGGAGGUGCCUCAUCAACUAUUGUUUAUGCCGCAUUUCCACUUCUGUGGGAAAAGGGUUACCUCCCAAAACAAGAAUCUCAACUAGAAGAGCCAGUAGUAGAGCUGUCACCACUCAAAGUGAAAGACCUUCCAAUGAUGAACUCUUGUGACCCACAGAGAUAUUAUCAAUUUAUAACCGAAAUGGUAAAUGAAAUGAAGAACUCAGAUGGAAUUAUUUUCAAUACUUCUGAAGAUCUUGAAGAACAAGCACUAAUUACAAUCCGACAAGAAUUUCACAUCCCAAUUUUCCCAAUAGGCCCAUUUCACAAAUGGUUCCCAACCUCCUCCUCAAAUAGUUUAUUAUCAGAGGAUGAUAGUUGCAUUUCAUGGCUAAACACUAAAGCACCAAAAUCUGUUGUCUACGUCAGCUUUGGGAGCAUUGCUGCAAUAAAUGAAGCUCAAUUUUUGGAAAUAGCUUGGGGACUAGCCAACACCAAUCAGCCCUUCUUAUGGGUGGUUCGACCUGGAUUAAUCCAAGGCUCUGAAUGGCUCGAAAAAUUACCACAAGGGUACCUGGAGGCUUUAAAUGAGAAGGGUCACACUGUGAAAUGGGCACCACAGAAAAAGGUGCUGGCUCAUCCAGCUGUGGGACUGUUCUGGACUCACAAUGGGUGGAAUUCAACUUUGGAGAGUAUAUCUGAGGGGGUGCCUAUGGUCUGUAUGCCAAAUUUCACCGAUCAAAUGGUAAAUGCAAGAUAUGUAACUGAUGUUUGGAGAGUUGGGUUGCAGUUAGAGAACGGGAUCGAGAGAGGCGAAAUUGAAAAAACAAUUCGAGAACUAAUAGCAGAGAAAGAAGGAGAAGAGAUCAAAGACAACAUGUCAAAGCUUAAGGAGAAGACAAAUCUUUCGCUCAGAGAAGGUGGCUCUUCAUACCAAUCUUUGAAUGGCUUGGUUAACCAUAUUUUAUCAUUAUAAAGUCACUGACUGAUCAAAGUGUGUCUGUAGCAUAUCAUCUAUAGGCCAAACAGAUAAAACAGAAGAAAAGUAUAAUACAUCAAACUGUGGUUAGAUCUACUCCAGUAUUUAUAUGUAAUUCUAUCAAGUUUAUAAAGCUUACUGUUCUAAUUCA